Messenger RNA from Scophthalmus maximus (turbot), 2118 nucleotides. It is a transcript of the gene cetn2, whose product is annotated as centrin, EF-hand protein, 2. NCBI's taxonomy places the organism in Eukaryota, Metazoa, Chordata, Actinopteri, Pleuronectiformes, Scophthalmidae. The transcript has 5 exons. The record is from RefSeq and is a predicted model, not a curated record. Gene Ontology annotation, cellular component: centriole; centrosome. Gene Ontology annotation, biological process: centriole replication; nucleotide-excision repair; mitotic cell cycle. The coding region runs from base 336 to 860 and encodes 174 amino acids. Gene Ontology annotation, molecular function: calcium ion binding.
CGCUUGUCUGCUGGCUCAGAGGGUGGACAAAUCAAACACCCACACGCCAUCGCGCAGCUGAACCUGUACGUGCAGUGAGCUACAAGACGUUUAUUUUUCCACAUUUCAGCUGCCGACCCUUCGAAAUAAACAGGAGGUUCGUUUAUGCAUAAGAGAAUAAGAUCUUAGAUGCAGUGUAGCUAAUCGAUCAAUGCGAUCUACUGGCGUCUGUUAAGGCGUCUUGUGAUCUCUUCCUCUCUAAAUGAUAGGGAGGCUUCAUCGCCCAGAGGAAAACAUUGAUUACCUAAUAGAUUAGCAGUUCCUCCUCUUUUUGCCAAUCAAACACACAGACACUUAUGGCGACCAGUGCCAAGAGACCGUCCCUGCAGGGCCCAGUGCCCCCUCCUCGCAAGAAGACGACCCCCAAACCAGAGCUGACCGAGGAGCAGAAGCAGGAGAUCAGGGAGGCCUUUGAGCUGUUUGACACAGAUGGCUCCGGACACAUUGAUGUCAAAGAGCUCAAGGUCGCGAUGAGAGCUCUGGGGUUUGAACCCAAGAAAGAGGAGAUCAAGAAGAUGAUUGGUGAAGUGGAUAAGGAUGGCACAGGGAAAAUCUCCUUUGCCGACUUCCUCAGUGUCAUGACCCAGAAAAUGGCCGAGAAAGACUCCAAAGAGGAGAUCCUGAAAGCUUUCCGGCUGUUCGAUGAUGACGAGACAGGAAGGAUCUCCUUCAAGAAUCUGAAGAGAGUAGCCAAAGAGCUCGGAGAGAACCUGACAGAUGAAGAGCUGCAGGAAAUGAUCGACGAAGCCGACAGGGACGGAGACGGAGAAGUCAACCAGCAGGAGUUCCUGCGCAUCAUGAAGAAAACCUGCCUGUACUGAAGGAAAGAAGCUCGAUGUCAUGGGCUCGUUGACCCAGCGCUGAGAGGACCGGUGGUGGUUGUACAUGUAAUGCUGCUCAUAGACAUAUAUCUAGUUAUUCCUUGUCAAAAUGUUCCCUCUAUUAUUCUGUCGUGUCAUACACUUUCACUUCUAAAGGUUUAUAUGUCCAACACUUCAGUCAAAGUCAUGAACCACUGAUCCAUCUUGCUUCGAGUCACUUAGUCAUCUACAUUGCAUUUGCCAAAAAAACACACAUUGAUGAAAUAUUAAUAUUUUUGUUGGUUAUUUUUUGUCAAGAAAUUCUAUGGUGACAUUACAUUACAGUGCUUUGAUUGAUAAUACAGUGUGUGCAUUAAUUCAACCAUCUAUAAGAUGCUCGAUUUAUACUGGCGACUCGUGUGUUUCAUCUCUUUUAUAUUUUGUAAUAGCUGUUAGGUAAGUAAGAAUAUUAGGGCCAGACGUGAGAAAAAUAUGAGAGGAGGAAGAUUUUUUUUCUUUUACAUUUUAGUAGCCUAAAGGAUAUAAGAGGGGUUUUUUUGUAUUUCGAGAAUAAAGAUGACAUGUCAACUCCUCUGGUCAAAUCCAGUUACAGGAGCGACUAACAUCCAUAUGAGCUGCCAUUGUUCCAGAUUUCCAAGUUCGUGUGGUUUCUCACCACGAACGGACAGUUUUCAGCACAAUCUCUACCGAAGAGAAUUUCCUUGCUACUAAAACAAGAACAAUUACGCAAGGCAUUUUGUCGAGGAAGUCAUAUGCACUAACACAAGUUGUUUGAUAUAUUCUUAAAAGUUUGACUUUAAACGUGACAUUUUAAGAUCUAUUCGACAUUUUGACUUUAUUCUCAAUAUGCAAAUUGUAAAAAAAAAAAUCUGAUUUAGUUAGAUCUCAUCCUCGACAUUAUUCUCGAACUGUAAAAUGGGGGCCCUAAUACUCUUCUGUAGUAAGGUAACCGCUUGAUAACCGGGUGGUGCUGUCUCCCCUCAGUGCUGCCUGUGGAUUUGUGCCUGUGCCUCUUUAAGGGGGUGAUCAGUCAGGGAAGCUGCCCAAACCCCUCUGACCUUAAACACCGUCUCAUUAUCUUUAAAAUAUGGCUGAUCGAUUGUGUUUUUCUUGUAGCCCCGACUAUUUAUCCUUCUGUUGUGUACAUUUACUCUCCUGUAAUCUCGAAUGUUUUGUAUGAUAUACAGUAUGGUGAAUUCAUAAGCAGAUCCACAAUAUAUUAGUGUUUAAAAUACAAAUUAAAUAUCCUGAAGCAGUU